Drosophila takahashii is the source of this 481-nucleotide messenger RNA. It is a transcript of the gene Vha14-2, whose product is annotated as Vacuolar H[+] ATPase 14kD subunit 2. Lineage: Eukaryota; Metazoa; Arthropoda; Insecta; Diptera; Drosophilidae. Gene Ontology annotation, molecular function: proton-transporting ATPase activity, rotational mechanism. Gene Ontology annotation, cellular component: membrane; proton-transporting V-type ATPase, V1 domain. The record is from RefSeq and is a predicted model, not a curated record. Gene Ontology annotation, biological process: proton transmembrane transport.
AUGUCUUUGCAUUCGGAAGAGCUUGGAAGUCUUUUUGCCGUGAUUGGCGAUGAGGACACGUGUGUUGGCUUUUUGCUUGGUGGCAUUGGGCAAGUCGACGAGGAUCGUGAGACCAAUUUCAUGGUCGUGAAAAAGGACACUACUCCCAAUCAGAUUGAGGCAUGUUUCAAUAAGUUUUUGAGGCGACCAGACAUAGCCAUCAUCUUGAUCAAUCAAGUGUACGCGGAUAUGAUUCGUCCCACUGUCGAUGCUCACAAUCUGGCUGUGCCCACUGUGCUGGAGAUUCCCUCGAAGCAGCAACCCUACAAUGCCUCCAAGGACUCGAUUCUGAAGCGGGCACUAAGCGUCAUCAGUCCGCCCGAGCGUCGCCACUAGCGGCUCAACUUUGGCAAUCAGUUUUGGGAUCGAAAUUGGGGUUUAAUGAAAGAUUUGCAUAGUUCUCAAAUACAUUCCAAAUGCCAAUGCCAGUGCUACAAAGUCG